Molecule: messenger RNA, 567 nt
Organism: Carya illinoinensis
Lineage: Eukaryota; Viridiplantae; Streptophyta; Magnoliopsida; Fagales; Juglandaceae
Product: glutaredoxin-C2-like
Exons: 4
Coding region: 107-430 (107 amino acids)
Biological process (GO): cellular response to oxidative stress
Cellular component (GO): cytoplasm
Molecular function (GO): glutathione disulfide oxidoreductase activity
Source: RefSeq, a predicted model, not a curated record
UUCUUCCCUCUACAUAAUCACGCAAUCCCCCCCCAAUGGCAGAACUCAUCCAUGCCGGUGCUCCUCUUAACAUAUUGUACGAGCAGUUUUCAGCUUUGGGAGAGAAAUGGCGUUGCCGAAGGCCAAGGAGAUCGUUGCGUCCAAUCCCGUCGUUGUUUUUAGCAAGACAUACUGUCCUUUCUGCAAGAAGGUGAAGCAGCUGUUGACUGAGUUGGGGGCCAAUUUCAAGGCUUAUGAGUUGGACACCGAAAGUGAUGGAAGCGAGAUACAGGCAGCUCUGGCUGAGUGGACUGGACAGAAGACUGUGCCCAGUGUAUUCAUAGGCGGGAACCACAUUGGUGGCGGGGACGCAACUGCGGCCAUGAACAAGGAGGGAAAGCUGGUUCCUCUGCUGACACAAGUUGGAGCAGUUGCUAAUUCUUCUGCUUAAAAUGAACUAUUAGUUAUCUUGGUUCAUGAGUAAAGCGUAAUAAGUGUCCUGUUUUAUGGCGUGUUUAUGUUUCUGUCUUAUCUAUCGAUGCUUUUCAAAAGGCUAAAUAAAAUUGGACGUGAAAUUUGUGUAUUGAA